CAUUAAAGACGCUGCGAAAAGGUAACAUGGCGCCUGUUCGUGUCAAAGCGACGGCGCCAUUUUCAAAACUGCCAUGUCACGCAGCGGAGUGGAAACUGCGGCCCAGAGCCCACUGCUCUCCUCCAGUUUCUGUUUCAGCCCGCGGUCAUGCAUUUGUGCAAAGGGCUGGUCGACGGCCAUGUGGAACGGCCUCCCCGAACCACUUGUGGCUGCUGGUUGCUCUUCUGCCCCCGAGCCUUGGCUCCUCCCUGGCUGCAGUUCAGUCUUUGACAGCCUCGUCAGUAACGUCUCUCCCAUGCCGAUGUCUCCAGCGACAGUCAGCCCGCGAGGAGGGGAGAGAUCUGCCAGCAGCAAACCACGCAGGACGUCCAUCUUGGAGCGUUGCAUUCUCAAAGUGGCCACCAGCAGCGUUGCCGUGGGAACGGAAGAUCUGGACAAGAGCAGGGCUUCGCUCACUCGCUGCUACCCUCGCAUCCCAGACCCAAACAACACGGAGACUAAUGCUGCGGUUCUCAAGCGCCGACAGAAGCAAAUUCUCUACGGCAAGAACACGAGUGGCUACCAGAACUACCUGCAGCAAGUCCCCAAACACAUGAGAGACCCGAAGCUCCACCCAUCCACCCCCAACAAGUACAGGAAGUACAGCAGGCGCUCCUGGGACAUGCAGGUUCGUAUUUGGCGACGAGCACUGCACCAGUGGGACCCGCCGAGCGACGCCCCGUCGGACACCUGCGACCUCGCUCUUGACCCCGUGGAGCAACUGCAGAACCAGCUGGCAAAGAUGACCUCUGACUUGUGUGACGAUGGAGGAGAGAAGCAGAGAGAGAAGGAGACCCUGGCGGCCCCGAAGGCCUCCUCUGUGUCUCCCCUGUCAGCCGACAUGUCGCCGGAGCUGCCUGGCGCCUGGAAUGUUCCACUGUCUCCGGAGCCUGAGAGGAGCCGCCUACCUCCUCGCUCUCCCCCUGGCCUCAGCUGCUCUUUCAGGAUUCAGCUGACCAAAAACAACAUGGCCGACUGGCUCCAGCUCGAGGAUGAGCACGCAGGAGAUUUCAAUGCUGAUGAUCAACGGGUCCCUACGGUUUCAGACCAGUUCUUAUGGAAUCACUACUGAUCGUCCCUUGCUGCAACGAGCCUGGUUAGGUCACUGAGCAAGUUCAUCGUCAAGAUGCUGAAUUACGUUGUGUGGACUUUAAUCUUCUCUGUGUGUGUUUCCAAUGUUUGGCUUUUUAAGAACACUGAGGAUUUGUUAUAAAAUAAGAGAGGCGAGGGGUGUUUUUUGUUUUUUUUUGUUCAUUUUCAGCCCUGGACAGAACAGAUGAGUAAUGCAUCCUGGUAUCUGACGGAGGUCGACUUGGCACUUUGACCUGAGCAGUUUUCUAUCAUUUGCACUUUUGUGUUAAUUGCACUUUGUCACCCGCGCUGUGUUCUCGAGGUACACACAAAGUUGCUAAACUUUGUAUUUAAAGUCACUGUUUCUUUUUGCUGUCACUUUCUGGCCUCUGUAGAGGCUACUGGUUUUGUUUUUUUCAUUUUUGUCCACGUUCACCUCUGUUCUGAUAAGGGUCCCUUCACCAUCUUUUUUUUCCUUUUUAUUUGUUAUGUAACGUAUGCUGCUUUAAAUACUGAAAGCAAAGCUGAAACUAAUAAAGAUGUAAAUAAAGUGUUGAAAUAGA
Messenger RNA from Hippocampus comes (tiger tail seahorse), 1673 nucleotides. RefSeq names its product stem-loop binding protein 2 (gene slbp2). Lineage: Eukaryota; Metazoa; Chordata; Actinopteri; Syngnathiformes; Syngnathidae. Gene Ontology annotation, biological process: mRNA 3'-end processing by stem-loop binding and cleavage; mRNA transport. The coding region runs from base 74 to 1111 and encodes 345 amino acids. The transcript is spliced from 9 exons. The record is from RefSeq and is a predicted model, not a curated record. Gene Ontology annotation, cellular component: histone pre-mRNA 3'end processing complex; cytoplasm. Gene Ontology annotation, molecular function: mRNA binding; histone pre-mRNA stem-loop binding.